AUGUGCCUACUUCGUCACGUGCUUAUCUGCUCCGCUGUUUUCAACUUAUUAACGUUUCUAACUGGUUUAUUCCUUGGUAUCCUGCGUGAAGAUCUGUUAAUCGUUUCCUUAGUGCUAACAGUGGCUGGCUUGCUAGGAAUGCUGUUGUUCGCUAUUACAUGGUUUAUUCGACCAAAGGUGAUUCAUCGUCCGAUAUAUUUUGUUAAACAUUGGAAGGAAGAAAAACUUGGAAAAGAUGCCACAAUAAAUCCGGAUACAACGGAAGCGGUGAUGAAAAAUAUCCGAGGAAUUCCAUUCCUCAUCCAAGCAAUCCAAUAUUCUAUGGAAGCCACCUACUAUCGCGAUGUUCUUAGUGAAAUGGGCGAAGGAGUUGUUCGUACAUCGGUUAUUCACACUGCACCUGCCUGCACUAGUAUUCUAGACUCAGAAAGUGAGGAUGAGACGAAGGAGGUGAAGAUUACACCAAGGAAUGAUUCGCUGUUAAGGAAUUCAGCCGAGGAGCAAUGGCUGCCAUUUGGCGAGUCGUGGCGCAAUGAACAGCUUCGUCUAUCCCUUGAAAGAGGAAGCAGUAAUUUACUUGUAUUUCCAUACUGUGAAGCAUCUCCACAUGGAGAUCGUUGCCACGAAGCUGUAGAGCACGAUUUUUCGCGCAUUGAAAGCAUUAAGCGACCACAUGGAAGGAGGGGCAAAAAUCAAAAUCGACAGCAGUUCCAAGUACGUUGCAUCGGGAUGUCUGCUUCAUUUAUAGAGCGCUUCAACAAUUCAUUCCGAGCAACAUCUUUUGACAACUGA
Molecule: messenger RNA, 792 nt
Organism: Strongylus vulgaris
Lineage: Eukaryota; Metazoa; Nematoda; Chromadorea; Rhabditida; Strongylidae
Source: the annotation of a GenBank genome assembly